AUUGUUAUAACUACGGCGAAUAAGCGAGAAAAAUAGAGCGAAUUAGAGGAAUUAUGAAUAAAUCCUGAUGAAUAAAAAAGAAAUAUAAAUGAUCAUUCCUGUACAAAGAACUAGAUAAUUUAACAACUUAAAUAAAAUGUACUAUCACUAAAAAUUAUUUUAAAUAUGCAUACGUGUGUGUAUUAUUAAUUGAAAAAUAUACGCCGCCUAACAUUUAAAACGCAUACCAAAUUUGAUUUUUCAAUGCAACAGUGCGCUUUUAGAAUGAGAUGGUUAGCUAGGCGUCGUAUUACUUUUCACUCAUCCACCAUUGCUGAGUUUGUCAAAGAAAGAAGAAAAUUAUCCACAAAUCUUUGAGGUAUAUGCAAAUUUCAUUCCACGUUGAAUUGCAAAAAUCAAUAAGUAAAAUAACUAUUAGUGUUACAAUAUUACGAAAAAAACGAUUAUUGAAUAUUUUCUUUAAAGGAACUAAUAAGUUGAGAAGCAGAAAUACAUUCAUUGAAGCAAAGCAUAAGCGCAGACUGCGCUACAUAUAUAGUGGAAAACAGAUGAAAAUUAUGGCUGACUUGGACGCAGUACACUUAGGAUUAGACGAAAAUGAAGCAGAUAUAGCCGAAGAGCUACAAGAUUUUGACGAUUCAUUUGACACAAGGAGCGAGGCGUCAGAAUCGGGUUCGGAGUCUUCGGUCUCCCAGCCUAGUAUUAGUUCUGUGAGUACGACUAUAUCGUCCAUCGGUGAAAAACGUAAAAAUAAGACCAAAAAAAAAGCUAGUAAAGAGAAUGAGAAGAAAGCAACUACGAAGCGCACAUCUUCGCCGGCGGUCGGGACUGUGAACGGAAAGAAUUCUGUCGUUGGUAAGAAAAAACGAAGUAACGAAGAAUCAUCAAAUAAAGACGAAUCGUCAACUAAAACUUCAGAGAGUAAAGGUACCAGCAGUAAAGAAAAGAAAUCGCAAAAAAAAGCUAGCAGUUCUAGCAAAAAUUCGACUGCUUCAGUAGCCAAUAGUAAUGGGCCGGCAAAUACAAGUAGUGGGUCUGUAUCGGCACACGCCAAUACCAGUGGUAAUAAAAGUGAAGCCAGUGAUGCAGAAGACAAGCCUACAACGAAAACACCAUUUGACAGCGAUUCUGAAUCAGAGGACUCUGAUUCUGCAGCAAAUAUUAAACGUAAUGGACGAAAAGCGAUAUCUAAGAGUGCUUCUCCCGAAAAGAAAACACAAAGUGGUUCGAAUACUGGUACUGGUGGCAAAUCGUAUGAUUAUAUGACUAAACUGAACUACUUGUUUCGAGGUACUCAUUUUUUCCUUAUAAAAUCAAACAAUGCAGAUAAUGUUGCCAUUGCAAAAAAUAAAAAUGUUUGGGCUACAUUACCACAAAAUGAAGCAAAUCUCAAUCAAGCAUUCAAGGAAUCCCGGAAUGUUUUAUUAAUCUUCUCCGUCAACGAAAGUGGAAAAUUUGCUGGGUUUGCCCGCAUGAGUUCCCAGUCACGUAGAGAUCUUUCUCAUCCGGCAUGGGUUUUACCACCUAGCAUCUCUCCAAAGGCCCUCGGAGGUAUCAUUGAGUUGGAUUGGAUAUGCCGAAAAGAGUUGUCAUUUAACUGUACUUCUCACCUAUACAAUACGUGGAAUGAGAGUAAGCCGGUUAAAAUUGGACGUGAUGGUCAAGAAAUUGAACCCAAAGUAGGCUCAGAGCUAUGUCGCUUAUUCCCAGAAGAUGAGAAAAUCGAAAUGACACCUAUCUUACGAAAAUCGAAAGAAACUGCUAAGAUGAUGCGUGAAAAAGGAAUUCGUGUCUCCUAUCGACCACCGCGAAGUUUAUCUUCACGUGGUAGUCGCGGCGGUGGUGGUAGUGGUGGCAGUGGUUUUCCCAGCUACCGCCAAAGCGACCGUCGAGCUGGUGGUAGUGGUGGUCCAAUGCGACAUAGGCGUACAUUUAGUUCCGGACCACAUCGCCCUUAUAAACUUCCACCCCUCGGAAUGCCACCGGGUGGCGGUUUUAAACGCUCAUCCUCACCAUACCGCAGUAGUGGUAGCGUUGGUGCGGGUGGAAGUGGAGGAUCACGCGCAGGUGGAGGCGAUACCGGUUUGCCAUCAUGGGAUCGGUAUAUGAAUUCUGCCGAAGCAUACAUGGUUGAUUACAUGCGCUCUAUGCAUGGACAACUGCCUCCGUUACCGUUCGUACCGCCAUUUGCGCAACUUCCACUUUCUGCUUCCGGCUCGGGUGCCUUACCGCCACCAGGUCCGCCAUCAAUGUACGACCAAUUACCUCCACCAGUGCGUUACUAUGAUGGACCACCACUGCCAGAUUAUCCUCCACCUCAACCAAUCAGGCCUCCACCACCUGGUUUUGACAAAGCACCAUCCUAUGAAGACUUCGCAGCUUGGAAAAAUGCCGGUUUACCCACUCUACCAGAUGGUAUGCCACCAGGGUUCCCGAGUUUUGGCAGCAGUGCUGGGACGUCAGCUUCCAAUGGCGGUAACAGUGGUAUUGGGGGCUCCAGCUCUGUCGGAGGUGGUGGUGGUUUUUCAAGUUCUACUAAUGCUAUUAAUGCAGGCAACACAUCAGGUGGCCCUAACAGUUUUCGUAGCAGCAGCCAACGUUCCAACAACUCAAAUAUGAUGCGUCCACGUGAACGAGCUGGUGGUCGUGACUAUCGUGGACCCAGCGGCGGUGUAGGUGGUGGCGGAUCACGUAGCGGUGGAAACGAUAGACAUUUCCGUGCUGGUGGUGGCAGCAGCGGUGGAGCGCGUAAUUAUCGUGAUGGUAGACGUUAAAACAACAAUGUGUCUAUAAAUGUAACAUACGCAACAAAGGUGUAAAGUGAAGUAUUUACGGGCAGACGAUUAUAAACGUCCUCCCAUUGUGAAUGCGAAACCCACAAAAGAAAGCAAAAUUGAUGAAGGUUUUGUGUGAAAAAGUGCGUCGAAAUUCUUGAAAAAAAAAAUAAUAUCCCGAUAAUGAACCUCUUUAAAUGCACCCCGUAACCUCUUCGUGUUCGAACUAUAUAAUCGGAAUGAAUGUGUGUCGGAAAACGAGUGAGGUUUUGAGCUGCAUGCGAGUAACAUAUUCAAGUGCGACUACUAAGAUCUUAAAUAUAACGCUCUUUUAAUUAAUUAAUACCGGGUAAAGUGAUUGCAAGUUUAGGCAAAAAUUAAACAUACAAAGGGAUUUUAAAAUCCCUCGAAUAUAAAGUGUAUAUGUAUUAAAUCAUAAAAGGUCAUAUAGACAUCGAUAGAAACAAAAAAAUGACGCAUAUGUUAAUUACUUUUUAGUUGUUUUAUCAUUAACAACUAAUUUAGUCGAAACAUAUAUUUUCAGCAAUAAGUCAUUCGUUUUUCAAUUGGGAUUACAAGUGAAAAUCAAAAAAAGCAACAAAAAAAAAAUGUUAAAAAACAUUUUAUUUAUAUGAAUUCAAUGAACAGCCAUUUUUGCCGUUCUAACUCGAAUGCUAAAGUUAUUAAACUUAAAUUGCAAUGCAAAAACCUCAGUUCUUAAUACAUCAUUGCUGGCAUUGUUAAAUAUUUACAUAUUUUAUUACAAAUAUCGUACUUGCAGUCCCAAAUUAUGAAAAUGAUAUCAAUAAAUGUAUUACUUCAGUUUUGUUCGCAUAAAUUAUAAAAGAAAAGAUAUAUAUUAUUGACUAAAGUUAAUUUUAAAAAGUACAUGAUUAAAUUAUAACACACUGUGUCGCUGUACAACAAAUGCAAUUCCAUGGUAAAAGGAAUGAAAAGUUGACAAACUUUUUCAAUUAUAAAUACAAUGCAUUACAUACUAUAUAAUUUUAAA
This is a messenger RNA of Bactrocera oleae (olive fruit fly), 3786 nucleotides long. It is a transcript of the gene Ythdc1, whose product is annotated as YTH domain containing 1. NCBI's taxonomy places the organism in Eukaryota, Metazoa, Arthropoda, Insecta, Diptera, Tephritidae. Gene Ontology annotation, cellular component: nucleoplasm. Gene Ontology annotation, molecular function: N6-methyladenosine-containing RNA reader activity; mRNA binding. The record is from RefSeq and is a predicted model, not a curated record. Gene Ontology annotation, biological process: mRNA splicing, via spliceosome; regulation of alternative mRNA splicing, via spliceosome.